AUGGCGCCAAUCGGCUCGUCAAUGGCCACAGAGUCCAAGAAACCUCUCGACAUCAGCAAUCUGAUGUCACCUCCCGAACCUCCUCAACUCGACUCGUUCUCGCAAAGCGGUACGGCGAAUUCAAUGGGUCAUACGGUUUCCGACAUGCGACGAGUCCCAGGACCAGUGGUUCCGCCGUUGUCGCCGCCUAUCUCUCCUGCGACCACCACAGACGAUCAUGCCCUCUCCGUCGCAUCGUCUUCGGUCAUCCCGAUGAGAGACCCUAUUCUCUACCCUGCGCAAGGUAUUGAAUACUCGCCUGCACAACAGCCGCUGUUCGUCUGGGACGAGUCGGUCGAGGCCCAGGCAGUCGUGGACCAUCAUGUUGUUGCUCGGCCUGCGGAGCUCUUUCAAGAAGCGACACCUCCGAAGCGGGAGGAAUAUGAGUUGGUCCUGCAUUUUCGGUCGGAGGUCAUGAAGAAAUUCAGCGAGAACCCGAAGUCCUGGCUGCAGCGAGAACGCGCUCAGCUACUCGCAGAUAGGCGGGCGGGCGCAUCACGAAACAAGCUGUCCAAGCUUCAGCCUAUUCUUCCAGCCAAACCCCAGCAAAUUCGCAAAGAAGCGCAGCGUCCUCGCCCGACAAAGGCGCCAAUGGUUACCAAGCAAGCGAAGGCGAAGCCCACAGGACCGCGCGCCAUUCGCUCUCGACCACCGCAAGCCACUGCAUCGAGAGAACCGGCCAAGCGUAAGGCCAGCGAAACUCCUGACCCUUCGUCUCGCCGUGCAGCUGCAACCACUCGAGCAGAUGAGGAUUUCAAUGCACUUCACGACUUUUGCCCACCAACGGACAGUCUCCCGAACAAGCCAAAUAGUCUGAAGGUGGUGUGGAAGGGACAGCCAGUCGAUCUCGAUAAGGAUCCCCACCGGAAUUUGCUGCACGCGGACGAGCUUGCCGUUGCGUGUAAUCUGCGUCUUACUUGUGCCCAGUAUCUGGCAAGCAAGCGAAGGAUAUUCAUCAGACGCCUUGAAAGUCUUCGCAAUGGCAAGGAGUUCCGCAGAACCGAUGCGCAGCAAGCCUGCAAGAUAGAUGUCAACAAAGCUUCCCAGCUGUGGGUUGCAUUCGACAAGGUUGGCUGGUUCGACAAGACCUGGGUCGAGCGCUACAUUUGA
Messenger RNA from Anthostomella pinea, 1149 nucleotides. The record is from the annotation of a GenBank genome assembly. NCBI's taxonomy places the organism in Eukaryota, Fungi, Ascomycota, Sordariomycetes, Xylariales, Xylariaceae.